GUACAACAUGAUAUAAAAAGAAAAGAUUUGUUGACUGCAAUCAGUGUGACACAAAGUUGACCCGCACAACGAUGUUCAAGAUGUUGGUAUGCGCUUUGGUUGGUUUGGUUGCUUUUGCAAUGAUUGCAAGUGCGCAAAGACCUCAGCCUUGUGAGACCCCCGUGCAAUGGGAAGGAAAUUUGUUACAGUCUGCUCCCAAAAAGAUGAAUAAGACCAUACUCGCCAAGAUGUCUUACGAUGCUGUGAAUGAACGAGUCCACAUAAUAGACGAAGAUAGUCGUUCGGGAAAACUACCGUCCUUUGAGUACAUCAUGCUUUUUCGCGAGCGCCGUGUCUAUCGCAUCACAUACAACGAUAAGGACGAAAAAAUAUGCACCGCGUACAGGUUUUACAAGCCGUUCAGACCAGCAACAAUCCCAAAGAAUUAUUAUUACGCGACUGAAGAAUACAUUGGAUCCAGUUUGCCUGGAGCUGGGGUACUGGUUAAAGUGUUUUACGGAGAAUACGAAAGACGGGGAAGAUCAGGGGGUUACGGUAUCUCAGUAACAACAGAGGGAUGUAUUCCUGUUCAGUCAUGGGUCUACACUGAAGACUAUGGUGUCAUCAAUUUCAGCUUCUACAACGUUGUUGUGGGAAUCGAAGACCCUGCAAUGUUUAUACCUCCCAGCAACUGUAGGCAAGGCGGUUCCCUCAAGCAUGAUGACUUGAUCCAUACCAUGUACUGAUCGAUAUAUGAAAGUUGCACCGCAUAAAAAAAAACAUUUAUGCAUAUUAGACUUUUUUAUAUCAAUUUUUACUUUGAAUCUUAUGAUGUGAAAUUGAAUAAACGCUGGACUACUUGUAUUUCA
Molecule: messenger RNA, 848 nt
Organism: Actinia tenebrosa (Australian red waratah sea anemone)
Lineage: Eukaryota; Metazoa; Cnidaria; Anthozoa; Actiniaria; Actiniidae
Product: mammalian ependymin-related protein 1
Biological process (GO): cell-matrix adhesion
Cellular component (GO): lysosome; extracellular region
Molecular function (GO): calcium ion binding
Source: RefSeq, a predicted model, not a curated record